CUUGCGCGGACUUCUGUUUUGCGGGGCUGCCAUGUGACUGUGUCCACACUAUUUAAGCUGAGUUUCACCGGCUCCCGCGGAUGGACCAGCCGUGUGUCACCCCUCCGUGUUGAUCACUGGUGUCCUGCGCCUCAUGUUGUUGACAGCAUUUGAUGAUGUCAUUAUUUCUUUCAGAUGGAUCUGCGCUCCGCCGCUGCGUCGUCGCAUAUCUCCAAGUGAGACUCGCUCUGGAACCCAAAAGUCCCCUUGCCUCGUAAACUUGGACCGCUGCCUCUGUCCGUGUGGAGGAGAAUCCAGGCUGGUGUCCACAGCUCUGCAAACCACUGUCACCGCUGCUGGCCAGGAUUCUGACGCUGUGGUGGUGGAUGGUGGGGUGACACCGCAAAUUGACUUUUACGGCUCAAAAAACCCACCAAACUAUCACCAGAUCAACUUUUCCUCUGCGGAUGGAGAUUGCUUUGCCGGGUCUAUAUGAGAACAUGCGCCAGGAAUGACAGGAGCACACGCACUUAGUUAAUAUUUAUUUAUUUUGAAUCAAUAUCUUCACCUGGACUGAUCUGGAUCUCUUGGGAUGACGCGCGACUGAGCACGAUGCUCAGCUUUCUCACCUUUAACAUCUGGUGACGCACAUUUGGAGCGAAGUGGGAUUGUGAGCUAUGUGGAGUCAUUCCUGAAGACUGCGCUCCGCGGGUCUAUGGAGAACAGCAGCCCGAGGAUGGCGGGCGGAACCCGGGAGGCGCCGGUCAACUCCUCUCCCGCGGUGGCGUCCAACGCGGAGGGCGAGGAGAUCGAGGUUUUGGAGAGCACCGAAGUCUUCCCAGUGGCCCCAGAGGAGCAAUGGAAAUCUUUGUUUGACAAGUAUGACCCAGAGAACUCGGGCUUCAUCAGUACGGAGCGAUUCAGGGACCUGCUGGCCACCCACGGCUCUGAGCUCGACCCACACAAACUGGAAGUCCUUUUGGCCCUCGCUGACGGCAAUGCUGAUGGCAAGAUCUGCUACCAGGACUUUGUCAACCUGAUGAGUAACAAGCGCUCCAAUAGUUUCCGGAGGGCAAUUCUCCAGGGGAGCCGGCAGCUAAAAGGCUGCAAUCUCAGAGAUGAGGUGGGAUUGGGACUGUCCCAGAGGCUGGUCCGUCACAUCGCCUAUGAGACACUACCCCGCGAGGUUGACCGCAAGUGGUACUUUGACAGCUACACCUGCUGCCCUCCACCUUGGCUCAUCCUGGCUAUCACAAUUGCUGAGGUAGCCGUGUUCAUGUACUACGGCUUCCAGCUGGACCGACUGGUCCUGCAGGUGUCCAGUCCAUCUUUCUUAAAGAGCCCCCUGCCCUACCAUCCUCAGCUACGAGCACAGGCCUGGAGGUACCUCAGCUACAUCUUCAUGCACACUGGGAUUGAACACCUGAGUCUGAACAUGGCCAUGCAGCUGUUGGUGGGAGUCCCUCUGGAGAUGGUCCACGGAGCCCUGAGGAUUGGACUGGUGUAUGUGUGUGGUGUGCUGGCAGGGUCUCUGGCGGUGUCUGUCACUGAUAUGACAGCACCAGUGGUUGGGUCGUCUGGGGGAGUGUACGCCCUUGUUUCAGCACACUUGGCUAAUGUUGUAAUGAACUGGUCGGGGAUGAAGUGUCAGUUUAAGUUAUUCCGGAUGGCUAUGGCUCUGGUCUGCAUGAGUGUUGAGUUUGGUCGGGCUGUUUGGCUGCGGUUCUACCCUCCAGCCUUCCCUCCAUGUCCCAACCCCAGCUUUGUGGCUCAUCUAGGCGGUGUGGUAGUCGGUCUGACUCUUGGGGUGGUGGUACUCCAGAACUACGAACAGCGCCUACAGGAGCAGUCGCUCUUCUGGAUCUUUUUCUGUGUCUACACCUUGUUUGUGCUCUGUGCUGUCUUCUGGAACAUUUUUGCCUACAGCUUGCUCGACGUGCGACUUCCCCCACCACCGUGACUUGCUUUUUAGAAGCAGAAAAGUAAUCACAACCCCUUUGUGUCUCUUACCACCCUACCAGUUCAUUCCCAGGACACCAGACUGGACGUGUUACUUCAUCCCUCAUUUUCCGAGGUGAUCUGAGACACCUACAUCCAAGUCUUUUUUAAAGGGAUACUCAACAGACAGCAGGAUACUGUUACUGCUUUUACCCACUUGUUACGUGGUUGGGUUAAGCCUUACUACACUCGCUUAGCCACAUAAACUUGUUUUGCGGUCAGAUGUUUGUUGUAAGUGUCUCAACUUCUGUUGACAGCAUUGUUUUGACAAAUAAGAAGCCUCGGAUCUAACACAACAGGAAUAAGCAGAAACAUUCCUGUCCACUCAUCGUCUCUGCCUCUUCCUUCCCAACCCAAAGGUGCCUACUUACAGAGAUGAAAGUAUUUUAGCACAGUUGCCUCUUGUGUAGGGUGACAGCAGCAAAACCCUGCAAUAUAACAGUUUAGGCUCAGUAGGUAUUUGUUAGCACUUCAAGCCGCUUAUGAUCAGCAUUUGUUCAAAUUACAGCAGGAAACCUCUGUGGCAUCAACUCCAGGAAGUUUAGAAUAUGUAUAUGCUGCAUUAAGACUCACACUCUAUGUGUAAAUGUACUUCUGAAUGGAGAUGCAGUUUACUAUUCAGAUUUGCUUUCAGCAUUUGCCAUUGACUGUACCCAGAAAAGGAUUAAUUUGCAUCCAACACUAUUUGAACCUCAGACUUGCUUCUUUGACUUUGUGUCUGUGUGUUUGUGUAUGUGUGUGUGUGCGCGCGCGCGAAAGGAGUGCAGCAAUUGUACCAUUGUGUGUACAGAUAAAAAGAAGCAGAAGUGCCAUUCAGACUUUAAGCUUUCAAAAAUGAUGCCAAAACAUUGUCACAAGCACUAAGGGAAAAGUAAAUCCCUCUGACAAAUGUAUUGCUUUUUGUCUAUAACUUGUCGGUGGAAUGUAAUACAUUUAUUUAUGAUCUUCAAAUAAUCUCUCACUGACAUCUUGGGACAGUUCGGUGGUGCAAAUUCUUGUGAUCUAAUAGUCCCCUCUGGGCAUCUGAAGUGAUUUUUGCAGUGGUUGAAAACUGCAAAAAAAAUACACAGGGUGAGGUGGUAAUUCAAGGAACUGAAGACUAAACUAAUGAAAAUAUUCAACAACUGACAGCUAGGCCAUUUUGAAUAAAUGUUGUCUUUUUUCAUUUCCAAACAUAGAAGAGCACACAUGCCUGACCUCAACUACAUCUGGCUGGGGUCAUUUCAUUCUGAGUUCAGGAGGCAGUGGGGGGGAAAGUAAAUCAAUGUUUUCUCACUAGUUUCUGACACAAAUUGUUAAUUGAUUGAACUGAGAUGGAAAAUGACCCCAGCUCUAAGCUGUAAAUCUUAAACUGUACUGUACUUUAACCUCAUGUUACACU
Sphaeramia orbicularis (orbiculate cardinalfish) is the source of this 3358-nucleotide messenger RNA. RefSeq names its product rhomboid, veinlet-like 3 (Drosophila) (gene rhbdl3). Bases 695 to 1939 code for a protein of 414 amino acids. Gene Ontology annotation, molecular function: calcium ion binding; serine-type endopeptidase activity. The transcript is spliced from 9 exons. Gene Ontology annotation, cellular component: membrane. NCBI's taxonomy places the organism in Eukaryota, Metazoa, Chordata, Actinopteri, Kurtiformes, Apogonidae. The record is from RefSeq and is a predicted model, not a curated record.